CAUAUCGUUAUGAUUUUAUAUAUCUCACGUUCUCCUAUUUGCUUCGCGAAGCUAAUUUUUUUGUUUACAGGUUUUUUUUUCAAGUACAUUAUACUUUACAAUAUUGCCAACAAUUCUUCAUGGGGUUCAAAUGAAUAUUGUUUAAUGCCCAGUGUACAAUUUUAUAAUUACUACAUUAUUCUUCGAGCCGAAUACUAUUCAACAUUAAGAGGGUAUGAAUAUUUCUAUCAUUGACUAUACGCCGUUUAGUUUUUGCGCAUUUCUGGCAAAUAGAAUAUUUACGAAUAUUUACGGUCAAUAUAAACUACUACGCACAUACCGAAAGGAAUGUAAACAUAGAGAAUAAUAUGUGCGAUCCUGGAAUGUGCCCCACCAAUUCUCUUCCUUUGGAAGUCACAGAUUCCUGCUCAGUUUCAUACGAACAGCGAUUCGAUCAAGUGAACAUAACAGUUAGUAAAUUUUGAAAAAAAAAACCAUGGGAGAAUCUGAUAACAAUUAUCAACAAAUGUUCAGGGACGUACAGCUGCUGCUGCAGCAGCAACAGGAGCAGCAUCACCGUGAGAUGCAGCUGCUGCAGCAGCAGCUGCAGCAGCAACAGCAACAGCAGUUGCAGCAACUGAGGGAGGAGCUCCUCCCUCAGCAACAACAGGAUCCGCGACCGACGGAGGAGCCCCUCCCUCAGGUGCGACCUGCGGAAAUCGGCGAGGAGGCGAAGCCACCGCGAAAAAGAGGAGUGGCGGCCGGCAGGUCCAGGCGCUUGCGGGGUUACCGGGGGGGUCAGGUAAUUGAUCCUUACUAA
Molecule: messenger RNA, 799 nt
Organism: Osmia bicornis bicornis
Lineage: Eukaryota; Metazoa; Arthropoda; Insecta; Hymenoptera; Megachilidae
Product: serine/threonine-protein kinase CBK1-like
Exons: 5
Coding region: 476-799 (107 amino acids)
Source: RefSeq, a predicted model, not a curated record